GGAUAGAUUCCCAGAAGUGGGAUAACUGGAUCAGAGGGUGGUUACCCUGUGUAUAAGAGUGUGUGUCUCACUGCACCUUCAAUGGCAUUGAGUAGAUUGUCAGUAUUUAAACAGACCACAUCAUGCGUGAGUACAAGCUAGUGGUCCUUGGUUCAGGAGGCGUGGGGAAGUCCGCUCUGACAGUUCAGUUUGUUCAGGGAAUUUUUGUUGAAAAAUAUGACCCAACGAUAGAAGAUUCCUACAGAAAGCAAGUUGAAGUAGAUUGCCAACAGUGUAUGCUCGAAAUCCUGGACACAGCGGGAACAGAGCAAUUUACAGCGAUGAGGGAUUUGUAUAUGAAGAAUGGCCAAGGGUUUGCACUAGUAUAUUCUAUUACAGCUCAGUCCACGUUUAAUGACUUACAGGACCUGAGGGAACAGAUUUUACGGGUUAAGGACACAGAAGAUGUUCCAAUGAUUUUGGUUGGCAAUAAAUGUGACCUGGAAGAUGAGCGAGUAGUUGGCAAAGAACAGGGUCAGAAUUUAGCAAGACAGUGGUGUAACUGUGCCUUUUUAGAAUCUUCUGCAAAGUCAAAGAUCAACGUUAAUGAGAUAUUUUAUGACCUGGUCAGACAGAUAAAUAGAAAAACACCAGUGGAAAAGAAGAAGCCUAAAAAGAAAUCAUGCCUUCUGCUUUAGACCCACAGUGAGCAGCAGCUCUGAGCCAGAUUACAGGAAUGAAGAACUGUUGCCUAAUUGGGAAGUGCCAGCAUUCCAGACUUCAAAAAUUAAAUCUGAAGAGGCUUCUCCUGUUUUAUAUAUUAUGUGAAGAAUUUAAAUCUUAUAUUGGUUUGCACAGAUUCCCUGGAGAAAAAAAAUUGCUCUGUGUAUAUCUCUUGGAAAAUAAGACAAUAGUAUUUCUCCUUUGCAAUAGCAGUUAUAACAGAUGUGAAAAUAAAUAUACUUGACUCUAAUAUGAUUAUACAAAAGAGCAUGGAUGCAUUUCAAAUGUUAGAUAUUGCUACUAUAAUCAGAUGAUUUCAUAUUGACCUUUUUAUCAUGAUUCCUCCCUGUCAAGAACUAAAAGUUGAACCAUUAUACUUUAUAUCUGUAAUGAUAUAGAUUAUGAAAUUUCCCCUCAAACUCAUUGCAGCAGAUAACUUUUUGAGUCAUUGACUUCAUUUUAUAUUUAAAAAUUAUGAAAUAUCAUUCUGUCAUUAUAUUCUAAUUAAAAUUGUGCAUAAUGCUUUGGAAAAAUGGGUCUUUUAUAGGGAAAAAACUGGGAUAACUGAUUUCUAUGGCUUUCAAAGCUAAAAUAUAUAAUAUACUAAACCAACUCUAAUAUUGCUUCUUGUGUUUUCCUGUCAGAUUAAAUUACAGCUUUUUUGGAUGAUUAAAUUUUAGUACAUUUUCA
Molecule: messenger RNA, 1392 nt
Organism: Neomonachus schauinslandi (Hawaiian monk seal)
Lineage: Eukaryota; Metazoa; Chordata; Mammalia; Carnivora; Phocidae
Gene: RAP1A
Product: RAP1A, member of RAS oncogene family
Exons: 8
Coding region: 123-677 (184 amino acids)
Biological process (GO): negative regulation of synaptic vesicle exocytosis; Rap protein signal transduction; cellular response to cAMP
Cellular component (GO): plasma membrane
Molecular function (GO): GDP binding; GTP binding; GTPase activity
Source: RefSeq, a predicted model, not a curated record